CCAACGUAUCUCAGCAGCACACACAUACAGAAGCACUCUAGCUAAAAGUUUGUUGCACAGAGAGCAAUGGCUUCUCAGGCUUCCAAUGUUGUCCGCCCUAGCGACGCCGAGCUGCUGCAGGCACAAGCCGACCUAUGGCGGGUGAGCCUCUCCUACCUGACGCCCAUGUCACUGAGGUGCGCCGUCGAGCUCGGCAUCCCCACGGCGAUCCACCGCCACGGCGGGGCUGCCUCAGCCGCCGACCUGAUCACCGCGCUGUCCCUCCCUUCGACCAAGCUGCCGUUCCUCCGUCGCCUGCUGCGUCUCUUGGCCGUGGCGGGCGUGUUCACCGUCGACAAGACCACCGCCGAGGAUAGGUACUGCAUCAACCCCGUGUCCUACCUCCUGGUGGACGGCAUCCCUCAUGAGGUGCACAUCAACCACACCUCCCUGGUGCUCACCUGCACCUCGACGCGCUACCUCGACGCGGCGCUGGGGUUGGCAGAGUGGUUCAAGAAGGACGUGGUGACGCCGCCAUUCCAGGAGCUGCACGGGGCGGCUCUGUUCCAUGAGAGCAUGGAGAGCCUCGACCCGGAUUACCACAACAUGGCGAACGAAGCCUUGGACGCCCACGACAACUUUGGGAUUGAGAUCGCGCUGCGGGAGUUCAGGGACUUGUUUGAGGGGAUUCAGUCCAUGACUUACUGCUGCGGUACCUGUGGUGAUGACAAGUUUGCCAGGGCCAUUGUCCAGGCCUACCCGCACAUAAAAUGCACUGUGCUGGCACCUCCAAAGAUGAUUGCCAACAAACCGGCUGAUGGGGUGAUGAUAAACUAUGUUGAAGGUGACAUGUUCAGUUUCAUCCCACCUGCUCAAACUGUGAUGCUAAAGCUUGUGCUGCACCACUGGACUGAUGAGGACUGCGUGAACAUCCUGGCUGCAUGCCGGAAGGCGAUUCCUUCACGAGAGGAUGGCGGAAAAGUUAUCGUCGGUGACAUUGUGAUUGAUUACUCUGGGCCUAUGUUGGAAACUCACCUCUUAAUGGACAUUGGCAUGAUGACCAUGACAAAAGGACGCCAACGGGAUGAAAAUGAAUUUCGUGAGAUCUUCAUGAAAGCAGGGUUCAGCGACUAUAAGAUUUUAAAGAAAUUUGGAGCUCGUGUUGCCUUCGAAGUGUAUCCGUAAGAUUGCACCUGGACUUUUUAUAUAUUGUGGGUUUUGUGGCUUGGAUAUCCUAAAUAAAGAGGGUCUGCCUUAGAGUAUUCAUGGAUCACCGUGGACCUAAGCAGAUAAUCUUGGUUGCUUUCUUAAGAUUCUCGUGGAUCUUUCAUUUGGAAGAGUAUGGCAAAUAAUAUCCGCCAUCUAGAGUUGGCGUUGAAUUCUAUGUACUUUGUACCUGCUUUGUUAUUUUAAGUGCCAUAAUAUCCGGUAUCAUAUAAUAUAUUCUUGGUUAUAUAGCCUGUUCAUUUAAA
Molecule: messenger RNA, 1451 nt
Organism: Sorghum bicolor (sorghum)
Lineage: Eukaryota; Viridiplantae; Streptophyta; Magnoliopsida; Poales; Poaceae
Product: flavonoid O-methyltransferase-like protein Os11g0303600
Exons: 2
Coding region: 67-1164 (365 amino acids)
Biological process (GO): methylation
Molecular function (GO): S-adenosylmethionine-dependent methyltransferase activity; O-methyltransferase activity; protein dimerization activity
Source: RefSeq, a predicted model, not a curated record